Molecule: messenger RNA, 3229 nt
Organism: Anarrhichthys ocellatus (wolf-eel)
Lineage: Eukaryota; Metazoa; Chordata; Actinopteri; Perciformes; Anarhichadidae
Gene: ntn4
Product: netrin 4
Exons: 10
Coding region: 357-2243 (628 amino acids)
Biological process (GO): substrate adhesion-dependent cell spreading; tissue development; basement membrane assembly
Cellular component (GO): laminin trimer
Molecular function (GO): protein binding
Source: RefSeq, a predicted model, not a curated record
UAGAAAUAGAUCUGCGGGGCAGAGCGGGUGCAGAACAGGCGCACACUGCGGGGAAAUGAAACACGCUGCGCGUCCCGAAGCAGCAGACGAGCUGAGCAGACCCGUUCACUUCACCAUCGGUCCUCUUCUCUCUCAGCGGGACAUCGCACACCGUCCGGGACCAUGUCGCUUCUUCACGAGUUGUUAUCGGCUUAUUGGAUCGCAGCUGAGUGAAAGAGAAAGUCCACACUGGAUUUGAAAGCUACGCACUUGCCACCGCGGAUGAAAUCUUCGCGUACUUGAUGUCCGAAUAACUCCACGGAUUUUCUCCCUCUUCUUCUUCGCAUAUCUCGGAUUAUUCCUUUAAACACGGAGAUAUGAUGAUUUUAUUUGCUAUCAGCCUGACCGUGUUGUCAAAUGCAGGUCUGUCGGUGGAGGUGUUUCGUGCCGGUGUGGCUCCUCGCUGUGAGAGCCGGGCCUGCAACCCCCGUAUGGGUAACUUAGCCCUGGGUCGCCGGGUCCUGACGCAGACCGUCUGUGGCAACAACGGCACCGAGCUCUACUGCUCGUACUCCGACCCCAACGCCAACCUGGCCUGCGACGCCGCCAAGUGCGCCAAAUGCAACGCCGGCCUGCCCCUCCUGUCCCACCUGGCCGGGGCCAUGUCAGACUCCUCCUUCCGUCACCCCAACACCUGGUGGCAGUCUGCUGAAGGGGUGGAGUCCGAGACGGUGCAGCUGGACCUGGAGGCAGAGUUCUACUUCACGCAUCUCAUCAUGGUGUUUCGCUCGCCGAGGCCGGCCGCCAUGACCCUGGAGCGGUCGCAGGACUUUGGGAGAUCGUGGAAGAUGCUGCAGUACUACGCCGGCAACUGCAGCGCCGCCUUCGGGGUGGAGGAGGGAAAGGCAGCAGGCGUGGGCCGGGACGGGGCCGCCUGCACCGCCAAAUACUCCGGGGCUUAUCCCUGCAACCGUGGAGAGGUGAUCUACCGCACCCUCCCAAAGUGGGAGUCCCUGGAUCCGUUCGGGGUGGAGGGCCAGCAGCAGCUGAGGGUGACCAACAUCCGGAUCAGACUGCUGAAGAGGCAGUCGUGUCCCUGCCAGGCCAAAGACCUCGCCUCCACACACGAAGCUCCUCCCACCCGCCACUUUGCUAUCUACGACCUGAUCGUGAAGGGAAGCUGCUUCUGUAACGGACACGCCGAGCAGUGUGUUCCUGCACCGGGCUACCAGCCCAUCAGAGACCGCACCAACCAUGUGGUCCAUGGGAAGUGUGUGUGCAGACACAACACUGCAGGUGAUCACUGCGAGCGCUGCACUCCGCUCUACAACGACCGACCCUGGCAGCCCGCUGACGGACUGACGGGCGCUCCACACGAAUGUCGGAAGUGCAAGUGUAACGGACACGCUCAUAGCUGCCGCUUUGACUGGACGGCGUGGCGUGAGUCCGGCCAGCGCAGCGGAGGCCUUUGUGACUGUCUGCACAACACUGAGGGACGUCAGUGUCAGAAAUGCAAAGCCGGCUUCUACAGAGACCCCCAGAGACCACAGACAGCCCCCGACGCAUGCAAACCAUGCAGCUGUCACCCCUUGGGCUCCAUGCCCUUCCACCUGGCUGACGGCUCACUCUGCGACCCCUCCAACGGAAAUUGCAUCUGCAAACCUGGAGUAGGUGGAAACCACUGCGACAGGUGCAUGGUGGGAUACUGGGGCUUCCACGAGUAUGGCUGCCGUCCGUGUGACUGUGCAGGAGACUGUGAUCCGUUUACUGGAGACUGCAUGUUUGGCUCUGACCUGGACCUGUACAACUUGGAGGGAAACUCCAGCGAGCCGGUGAGGAUCUUCAGAGUAGACGAACUCUUCUCUGCCCUACACUACUCAGAGAAGUGUGAGUGCAAGGAGCAAGCCCUGACCAACAGCAAACUGUUCUGCACCAUGAAUUAUGCAUAUGUCCUGAAGGUGAAAGUGCUGUCGGCCCACGAUAAGGGCUCCCACGCCGAGGUGGAAGUCAAAGUUCAGAAGGUGCUCAGUCACAACAGUAAGGUGAAGAUACAGCGAGGUCGGGUCACUCUUUACCCUGAGUCCUGGACCGCACGGGGCUGCACCUGCCCGAUCCUCAACCCAGGGCUGGAGUACCUUGUGGCGGGCCACUCGGACCGUAAGCAGGGCCGCCUCCUGGUCAACAUGAAGAGCUUCGUCAAGCCGUGGAAGGCCAGCUUGGGGCGCAAAGUCCUCACGCUUCUCAAGAAAGACUGCAACUGGUAGGCGGAUGGUCAAAACAAUGGAGGACGGACGGACACAUGGGACAGUAAUGCUUUGGAUUUUCUUGUCCUCCAGAUGUGGAGUAUUGAAUCGCACAGGUCUGGGAGCAGGUUUUUUGAAGGCUGAACUGAGAUGAUCGAAACGCCCUCUUUAUUCCUCUGCUGUCGUCCGGUGGGAGCUGGUGGCGGACUGCACCAGCUAAAAGCACCUGGGACAUAAUUUUAUUAAGACGUUUCAUGUCUCGCACAGUAGGAUUUCUUCUUCUGCUGCUGCGGCUCAAGAAAUUGAGGAAUUCAGCGCUUUGGUCAAGAGUGCUUUCUAUUCCCUCUGGACACAUUGACAUAAAACUGAAUCUCUUCCUCUCUGCAGCACUUUACCCUAAGACGGACUGAGAAAAUACAGACACACAAGGAGAGGAAGAUUCAACACACGCACACUAAAUGACUCCCCUGACAUGGACUGUGGAUGCAGCACGUCCAUUCCAUAUCACAGUGGACACACAUGUGUGUGUGUGUGUGCUGCUGACAUAAUGUGCAAAGCACCCAGAGUGACGCUGAACAAGCCAUACAAGCCACUACAGGUGGUUCACUUUUAGCCAGUCCAGGUGUGCCUGUGUUGAAAUCGGAGUGAAUGGAUUUGACCCCUAACGUGAAUGUAUUUGCCCGUUUUGAAAAUGUGUGUGUGUGUGUGUGAGACAGAGACGGAGUUUGAAUGCAGAGGUAUAUUUACGAGCACAGUCCAGAUUCAGUCCAGCUCUUUUCUGUAGGUUUGUGUACACUUUCAAAAACUGCCGUUCCAAUGUUCAUGAUACAGCGUUGAUUCAUCUCGUAUUACACUAAAUUCAGAAAAUCCUUGUUAUUCCUACCUUUGUGCUCUUGUACAGUAUUAUUUGUAUAUAUCUAUAUAAAUAUUAUGUUCAUCUUUCGCCCCUUUUGUUUAAUUGUUUUUGUACAUGGUAAUAUUAAAGGAUGAUUACAACUCUGUUCUCA